AUGGGCUCCAUUCUUGAAUCAACCGAUGUGAAAAACAAGUUGGAAGAUUUGUCCGGCGUCGCAGUCAAGCCAGGAGAGAAUCCAUACAAUGCUCUGAUUGAAGUCUGCCAUGGCGAUCCAGUUGAGUCCCCCCUUAUUCUCAUCAGUCCCGUCUCUGAAUUUUACACUGGGAUUGCACAUGAAUACAUCACCGAGAUUCAGGCCCUAUAUGCAGCCCAUCGUCUUCGACGCAAUGCGCAGCAGAAACAGAAAUUCUUGGACGCCAGCUUUCAAGAAUUGAUCAUCGAUCCUUACCUGCUGCGGCUUGAAAAUCCUCACAUAGAACCAGGCUUCAAGGAUACGAGGAACUGUAUGACCUUCUGGGGUCGCCCGCCAAUUCACGUCCUCGAACUUGCGGGUCUGAUUCAGGAAAAGCUCAAAGCUGUUGCGCCAGAUAUAUGGCUAAUGCCACAGCAUCGUAUGCACAUAACAACCCUGGAGUUAGCAUUCUGUCGCACGCCUCAGGAGAUUGAGGAAAUCAAAGAAACAUUAAAGCCAAUGAUCCCCACCAUAGCUAACUACACCUAUCAACAUCGCGCGCGUCUAGUGAAACCCAUGAUUUCGUACGAUCUUUCGGCCUUUGCUGUCUCUUUUCUUCCAGCUUCCGGUGAGCCGGAAGUAUCCCCGGCACCUCAACUGCCCGAUAACGCCGUUGUGCUUGACAAAGGAGACAGCUACUCAUACCACCACCUCCGACGGGAUAUGUGGGACCAGGCAAAGGCGGCAGGUGUUACUAUCGAUUCGCGGUAUAUCGUACCUAGUGCUCACAUCACCCUGGGGCGAUACCUUUCCCACAAAGACCACGCGACGCCGGAACAGCGGAAGAAAUGGGUUGAGGCGAUUGACGAAAUCAACGAAUGGUUAGAGAGGGAAGUGUGGGAGAAGUCUGACUCCGAGGUUAUAGGGGAAUGGGUUAUCGGGCAAGAGAGGGGGCUCGAUGUGCGAGUAGGAACUCUUUGGUACGGCGGAGGUAGAACUGUUCUCCUUGGCGAAGGAUUUUAG
Messenger RNA from Xylaria bambusicola, 1041 nucleotides. RefSeq names its product RNA ligase/cyclic nucleotide phosphodiesterase. The transcript has 5 exons. Lineage: Eukaryota; Fungi; Ascomycota; Sordariomycetes; Xylariales; Xylariaceae. The record is from RefSeq and is a predicted model, not a curated record. The coding region runs from base 1 to 1041 and encodes 346 amino acids.